Purpureocillium lilacinum is the source of this 318-nucleotide messenger RNA. Lineage: Eukaryota; Fungi; Ascomycota; Sordariomycetes; Hypocreales; Ophiocordycipitaceae. The record is from RefSeq and is a predicted model, not a curated record.
AUGCGACUGGGAUCAAAUCGUAGUGGUAGGCGUCGGCCGCAUGCACCGUGGUCUCGGCUGUGCUUGUCCUCACAUCACAUCAUCGCGCCCGAGCCCCGUCGUUUGCGUGAAGGGUCGUGCGUGUACCGCGCCGCGUGGUGCGAUGAGUGCGUAGUUAUCGAAGUACGAGCAGAUUGUGAGGCGAGUGUGCGAGCAGUGAAUCGCGCACCGAAAGAGGCAGCCACGGAAGUGUUGCCCGGAUCGACGUCGAAGACGGUCCCUGGCUACGCAACGGGCUCUAAGGCGGCCGGUGCUCGAUGGGGCCCACGAAGUAAAUAA